Exophiala spinifera is the source of this 771-nucleotide messenger RNA. RefSeq lists its product as uncharacterized. The record is from RefSeq and is a predicted model, not a curated record. NCBI's taxonomy places the organism in Eukaryota, Fungi, Ascomycota, Eurotiomycetes, Chaetothyriales, Herpotrichiellaceae. The transcript has 2 exons. The coding region runs from base 1 to 771 and encodes 256 amino acids.
AUGUCUUCCAAACCAGCCAUCCUUCUGGUCACGGGCUCCUUCUCCUUUGCGGGGAUGUACUACCCGUUACAGGACGCCAUCAAGGCCCAGGGCUACGAGUGCUUCGUCAACAAUCUCCCCUCGGCCACGCGCAACCCUCCCGAGGAACCGGCGACGCUGGAAGACGACGCCGUGUUCAUCAGAGGCAUCGCCGAAAAGAUCGCCGACCAAGGAGGCAAGGACAUCGUCGUGGUCGCCCACUCCUACGGCGGCGUCGUGGCCACCGAGGCCGCGAAAGGCGUCCUCAAGGCCGACCGUCAAGCCGCGGGCAAACAGGGCGGGAUCGUCAAGAUCGUCUAUCUGACCGCCAUUGUUCUCCCGGUUGGCGCAUCGAACUUUAAGGACCAAGGUGAUCCUCCUGCUGCAUUGGUCGAAGUUGGAGAGGACGGCUUUAUGAAAAUCACCGGCCUCGAAAUCUGCGCCGGAGCAACCUUCAACGACUGGGACUUUGAAAAGGCGCUCGUCAUGACCAAGUCCAUGUCCAAGCACUCCUUCCCCAGCUUCAAGAGCCCGCUGACCUACGCUGCGUACGAGCAUGUUCCCACCGCGUACGUCUUCUGCGAAAAGGACAUGAUCCUCCCACCCGAGAAGCAGCGCCAGUUCAUCGACCAGAUCAAGGCGGGCACGGGGAAGGAGGUCGAGAUCCACACGCUCGACACGGGCCAUUGCGCCCCCGUCACUGCUGUCGAAGAGACGGCCAAGGUCAUCGUCGACAUUGCCGGUUCGGCAUAG